AGAAAAAAAAAAUAGCAAAAGAGCAAUGAUGUCUGUCAUGUUCUCUGCAGUUGUGUAGUUUUGGUGGAGAACGCCCUAGGACGCAAGCCACAACGUGACUAUCUAAUAUCUAUAGAUGUAUAUGCAUCUAUCUAUCUCCUUCAAGGUUGUUAUCUUUUGGAUUCCCAAAAUCUUUGCAUUGGCCGCCACCAAUGUCCACCAAAGUCUUCCUUAUCUAUCUCCUAUCCUCUUUCUCUGCCGUCGCUCUUCUCUUUGCGCUGUUCCUCGCCGGAAUUUCCGACUUCAAACAUGAUGCGUCAUUGUCUCCUCCCUCUCUCAAUCAUGGAUCCGAAAACGACAAAGUUUGGCCUGAAUUGAAGGUGGGGUGGAGAAUUGCGUUGGCCACGGUCAUUGGGUUUCUUGGAUCAGCUUUUGGGACCGUUGGAGGGGUAGGUGGAGGAGGCAUUUUUGUUCCUAUGCUCACUCUUAUUGUGGGUUUUGAUACCAAGUCUGCUGCUGCUCUCUCUAAAUGUAUGAUAAUGGGGGCAUCAACAGCUUCUGUCUGGUAUAACCUGAGAGUGCCUCAUCCAACCAAAGAGGUGCCUAUAAUAGACUAUGAUCUGGGACUUAUUUUUCAGCCCAUGCUCAUGCUUGGUAUAACUGUUGGUGUAGCGCUCAGUGUUGUCUUCCCCUACUGGCUCAUCACUGUCCUUAUCAUUAUUCUCUUCAUUGGUACCUCUUCAAGGUCUUUCUUUAAGGGAACUCAGAUGUGGAGGGAAGAGACUCUUCUAAAGAAAGAAAUGGCCAGGCAAAAAGCAACUUUCGUUAAUUCUCACGGGGAACUACUAAUUGAUACAGAAUAUGAGCAGUUGAUUCCUAAAGAAGAGAAGUCAUCAAUGCAAAUUUUUUGUUUCAAUCUCAAGUGGAAAAGGAUUUUGGUACUAAUGGUCGUGUGGGUUUCUUUCCUACUACUUCAAGUCACCAAGAAUACUGUAGAGGUCUGUAGUGAAUGGUAUUGGGUGCUUUUCAGCUUACAGUUUCCUAUUGCACUUUUGGUAUUUGGCUAUGAAGCAGUGAAGUUAUACAGGGAUUACAAAGAGAGAAUGAGCACAGGAAACAUGGAAUACAUCUGUGAGGCAUCAAUUGAAUGGACUGUUCUGCACAUUUUAUUUUGUGCACUAUGUGGCAUUUUAGGAGGAACUGUGGGAGGCCUACUUGGUUCUGGUGGUGGAUUCAUUUUGGGCCCUCUGCUCAUCGAGAUUGGUGUCAUCCCCCAGGUUGCUAGUGCAACAGCAACAUUUGUGAUGAUGUUUUCAUCAUCUUUAUCUGUGGUGGAAUUCUACCUUCUCAAGAGGUUUCCCAUUCCUUAUGCGUUAUACCUCACUGCAGUGUCUGUUCUGGCUGGCUUUUGGGGACAGUAUUCUGUAAGGAAAUUGAUGGAAGUUCUCGAGAGAGCUUCAAUCAUUGUAUUCAUCCUCUCAGGGGUCAUUUUUGCUAGCGCUCUCACCAUGGGUGUGGUUGGUAUUGACAAGAGCAUUAAAAUGAUCCAAGACCAUGAGUUCAUGGGAUUUUUAGACUUCUGCAGCAGUCAGUGAUUCAUGUAGUGUACAGCAGGUGGCAAACGAAGACAACAUUGUGGAGUGUGUAAAAAAUGGUUGGAAAUUAAGGAUAGGACAAUAGGAGUCAUGAAUGUUGGUCAAUGCCUGGUUCACCGACAAGGAGAUCCUUCCUUUUCAAGUAUCAAAUAAUGGUAGCCUGCCCUCCCUUGUGUGAAACACUGUUUGUAGUUGAAUGUUAGCUACUGGCUAACACUCUUCUCAUUGCAGUGCAACAUUUGUUUGAUAUGUAUAUUUUUUAAGUUUCUGUUGAGCCUCCAUUCAGUUCUGGACUCAGUAUGAGAAAAGCUUGUAUAUUCUGGGUACGACAACAACUUUCAGGAAUGUUGGUCAAUGUUUGGUUGACCAUCGGAAGUUCCUUUCCUCUGUGUAAUAAAUAAGGCUUGAUGGUUCUUCCCUUUGGGAAAAUCAGUCUGUGGUUGAGUUGUUAUGCGACUGACUGAUGGCAAAACAUGAAGGAUUUUUUAUUUCUUUUGCAUCGGAUCUUCACAUGUCCACUGGAUUGUUUAAGGUUGAAAGGUUUGCUUCUGAA
This is a messenger RNA of Vigna angularis (adzuki bean), 2127 nucleotides long. RefSeq names its product sulfite exporter TauE/SafE family protein 4. Gene Ontology annotation, biological process: protein ubiquitination. The transcript has 12 exons. The coding region runs from base 192 to 1574 and encodes 460 amino acids. The record is from RefSeq and is a predicted model, not a curated record. Lineage: Eukaryota; Viridiplantae; Streptophyta; Magnoliopsida; Fabales; Fabaceae. Gene Ontology annotation, cellular component: membrane; Cul4A-RING E3 ubiquitin ligase complex.